AGACAGUGCAGGGACACACAGAGCGCCAUCUUGAGGGAGUAAAGAGCUGUCUGUGCCACUGCUGCAGCAGCACCACUACUGCAAAGAAAAAGAAAGGAUAAAUAAUGGUCAGCAGUCUAACUACACCAGUCCAGUUUGAAGUUACCUGUAUUUUUGGUAUUUUGAAGCGCGCGCGUUAGAAAAUAAAAGAGCCACAGCGCCCUCUGGUGUUCGGUUGUUCUCACAGCAAACAGCGGCAGUUAUAAAGUUUUCUCUCGGCUUUGUCCCCAGAAACGACAAAAUUUCUUAUUUAUCUGUCUGGAGCCAUUUCCACUGACGCAGACACUAUUGCUAUAACGUCUACAUGAACUGGGUUAGUACUUAUAUCAGCCGAUUCAACAGAUUUGCCACUUUGUUGUAUGCUAACAUGUCGCUAUCAUUAGCUUCCGGGUGUCCCACGUGCGCCCUGUGUCCUGAGCCUGGUCCUGAACUAUUGAUACCGUUAAAAUACCUCUAGGACAUAUCAGUGCUGUCUUGUUCGUUACAUUUUCGCUGAUGAAUUACAAAUAAUAUGAAUAAAGAUUACUUUAUUGAAGAUUUGAGUUCCUCGGAGGAUGAUAACCUGACGUGUUCGACAUGGAAACAGUCUAGCAGGAGCAAAAGAGACAACUCCCCUCCCGUAAUAUUGGCUUUCUCCAUCACCUCUGAGCGAGACACACAGGGAGACCAAAGCUGUGUGGACACUGAUGAUGGAGAGCAAGAAGAGGAGGAGGAGGUGAGCACUGAUUAUGAUGAGACUGUGGAGGAGUGGAUGCUGCUGGACAAAGAUCCACAGGAAGGAGACUCCACCAUCCAACUGAACCUGAGCUUCUCCAUCAGCUCUGACGAGGACUCAGACCAUGAAGAUAAAACUGUCACAUUAUUUCAAGAUCAGUGGGCUGUUUCAAAAAGAGACAAGGAAUCUGGGAAACAGUCUUCAGUUUGCCGCUACUUUACACUUGACCAGUCACUCUUUUGCCCUGUGUGUAAGAAGACAGGUCAUCUUGCCAAAAGCUGCCAAUUGCAAAAGAAAUGCCCUGUCUGUGUGCUCUGUGGGAUUCAGGGGCACCUUCAAAAGGAGUGUCCAAGUCGACCUUGUUCCAAAUGUGGCUUACUGUCGCAUGCAUCCAGGGCCUGUGACCGGCUCCCUGUGUGGAACCAACACUGCCAGCGCUGUGGCCUCAUGGGACACCUCUCUGAUAUCUGCCCAGACACAUGGAGGCAAUACCAUUACACAAUUACAAUGACGGACAGUCCCAUCAAGAUACAGACAUGCCACGUUGUUAAACAGAAGAAACGAUCUGCAAACUGUUACAACUGCUCCAGGAGAGGUCACUACGGUCAUGAGUGUAGCCGUAAAAGGAUGAUUAGUGGAACUUUUUUCACCCUUCCCUAUGUUUGCCACUAUGACGCUCCUGAAAAAACCCUUCAAAGCAGGACUCGAAACAACAGAAACAUAGAAAUUACAAAUGAAACUCCUCUGGCUGAGCAGCAACAAUUAUUUGGAACAGAUUUGCCCAAAACUUUCAAAGACCAAGCUCUACUUUUCCAAAGAACAACCAGUAUGAAGCAGAAGGCUCAGUCAGGUGGCAGGAAGACUUGGCCUGAGCGCCGCAGAGAGAGACAGGAGGUGAAGAGGCUGAGGAGAGAAGCCCAGGCCAAAAGAGAAGGAUUGAUGGGGCAUUUCCAGCGUAAACCCGAUGAUAUUGAUGAUGAUGAUGACGUUUUAUAUUUGAAAUCUUUUGGGGCCAGCAAUCCCUGGCAAUACACAAGCCCAUCGAAGAAGGCAAAGAAAACACUUCACCAAAGAAACAAAAAUAGCAGAAAGACACAAAGAGAACAUUUGAAAAAAAGAGACCGGAAAAUUAAUGACUUUCAGUAUCCUUUUAAAGAGAUGGACAGCGAAAAUCUUCCUUCUCCCAAACAAAGGGUGCGCCAUAGAAGGAGAUAGAACCUCAACAAUUAGGACUUAAUGUUAGAAAAUGAGCAUUAUGAAACACAAUUGCCUUUUUGUAAUUUUAUGUAUUCAUGCAUCGUGUGUAAAUGAACAUUUUUAAUUAACAGUGCAAUUAUAAUAUAUUGUGUAAGACAUCACU
Periophthalmus magnuspinnatus is the source of this 2114-nucleotide messenger RNA. Its product is annotated as zinc finger CCHC domain-containing protein 7-like. The record is from RefSeq and is a predicted model, not a curated record. The transcript has 8 exons. The coding region runs from base 551 to 1969 and encodes 472 amino acids. Gene Ontology annotation, molecular function: nucleic acid binding; zinc ion binding. Lineage: Eukaryota; Metazoa; Chordata; Actinopteri; Gobiiformes; Gobiidae.